Messenger RNA from Astyanax mexicanus (Mexican tetra), 1735 nucleotides. Its product is annotated as transcription termination factor 1, mitochondrial. Bases 299 to 1444 code for a protein of 381 amino acids. The record is from RefSeq and is a predicted model, not a curated record. The transcript is spliced from 3 exons. Gene Ontology annotation, biological process: regulation of DNA-templated transcription; termination of mitochondrial transcription. Gene Ontology annotation, cellular component: mitochondrial matrix. NCBI's taxonomy places the organism in Eukaryota, Metazoa, Chordata, Actinopteri, Characiformes, Acestrorhamphidae. Gene Ontology annotation, molecular function: double-stranded DNA binding.
AUUUUGUGGGCUCUGUCUCCCCCUGCCGGACGGGCGGCGGUGUGCAGAGCUCCGCGGCGGCAGGGGGCGCUGUUGGCCGCGGGAGGAAGCGGCUGAGGGGGAACACGCUGCCGCUGCGGGGAGAAGGUCGAUUAUCCGAGUUAAUAAUAGAGUUAAUUUACUUUAUUUUCACAUAUUUAAAACAGCGAUUUACCGCGUGAGCAGGUGAUGAACAGGAGGAAGGGGGCGUGGCUGUGCUGACAGGUGUGAUGUAACGGUGUGGGUUCUGCUGGUACCGGCCCAGUCUGAAGACUGAAGUAUGGUUCUAAGGCAGAAGCUCCUGUGCCUGUUGAGGCUUCACCCGGGGAGACACCUGCAGUCCUUUUCAGUCUGCACUCAGGGACAUGUCUCCUGUAUCAUCUCCAGGUUCCUUAGUGGAUCCCCAACGGCUCCACCGCGCCCCAUCAGAUCAGAGAACAUCCCCUUGCAGGAGAGCCUCAGCAUCAUGGGUGUGGAUCUGGAGAUGGCUCGACAGAAGCAGCCGGCGGUCCUGCGGAACGUCCUGACGAAUGAGCACGGCCUGGCCAAGUUCCUCAGCAGCAAAGGAGCCAGCCGGGAGGUCAUCGCCAGCAUCAUCUCCAGGUUCCCCAGGGCCAUCACUCGCUCGUGCGACCACUUGGAGGAGCGGUGGAACCUGUGGUACAACGUCUUCCAGGACAACGCCGAGAUUGUUAAGAUCCUUGACCGUUCGCCCGAGUCCUUCUUCCGCUCCAACAACAACGAGAACCUGAGGAAAAACAUCCUGUUUCUUACCGGACUCGGCAUCACACACCGAGACCUUCCGAAGCUCCUGAUGAAGGCUCCCCGAGUGUUCUCCAACAGUCUGAAUCUGAACCGCGCCAUGGUAGACCUCCUGCAGAACGUGAGCAUGAGUCUUGGAGGGACAGAUCACGAAGCCUUCGCCCGAGCGAUUAUCUUCAGGAACGUUUACAUCCUCAUCCGCAGCACCAAGCGCGUCAGCGCCAACCUCGAGUUCCUGCUGACGGCGCUGAAGCUUACGAACAGCGAGGCGCUGAACCUGCUGCAGGGAAAAGGAGCUGAUAUCCUGGACCUGUCGCACGGCGGCCUGAAGAGGAACUUUGAGAACCUGCAUGAGAAGCUGAUGUCUCUGGGCUGUAGCAAGUUGGAGAUUAAGAGUCUGAUGUUGAACGGCUCUCAGCUGCUGUUCAUCUCACCCAAGACGCUGAACGAGAAGCUGGACUGCCUGGUGCAAGGCGGUAUCGACAUUAAACGUAUCCUGGAGAAGCCGAAGGUGCUGGAUUACAGCACAGCCACGCUAAAGCAGCGUCUGGACGAUCUGAACUCUCUAGAGUACGAUUUCGAAACACACGGAAUUGCUAUUCUGGACAAGAGCAAGAAGAGGUUCGAGGAGAAGCUGGAGAGACUGCAAACACUUGGACCCUAAAAGGGCAAAAACUGUGGACGUAACGUCCGUAUUGCAACCGUGGCGCUACAUGUAGUGAUUGAGGGUUGUUGCACUGUUUCACAACAGUAGUGGUUCUGAAAAGUGUGUUUCUAUCAUGGCGAAGAAUCACUUAAACAUCCAGUUUUGUGUUGUAGAACAAUUGAUAACUUGAUACAAACUGAAGGAAGAAACUGCACAGAAACUAACAGAAACCACACCUGCCUUAAAAUCACUGUUCCAAAUUAUUUAAUUUUAUAAAAUAAAGAAGUAAUAAAAGGUAUUAAAAUGUAA